This is a messenger RNA of Manihot esculenta (cassava), 638 nucleotides long. RefSeq names its product signal peptidase complex-like protein DTM1. Gene Ontology annotation, cellular component: signal peptidase complex; endoplasmic reticulum membrane. The record is from RefSeq and is a predicted model, not a curated record. Bases 155 to 481 code for a protein of 108 amino acids. The transcript is spliced from 2 exons. Gene Ontology annotation, biological process: anther wall tapetum development. Lineage: Eukaryota; Viridiplantae; Streptophyta; Magnoliopsida; Malpighiales; Euphorbiaceae.
GGCGGUCGCAUUUAGAGCACCUCAACUACUUUCCUCGAUUUCCCUCAAAACCCAGAACUCCAUUCUAUGCCCAUAUCCAAAAGCCAUUGAUAUUCUAAUGCUAAUAAAUUACUAUAAUAAUAGUCUUUUCUGAAUCCCUACAAUAUACCCAUAUAUGGCGAAUAGUGAUGCAGCUCUGAGGAUCUCACUCAUCUGGUUGGCUGCAAUUAUGGUGGUGGUAGGAAUAUGGACGCAAUCUUUGAAGAAAGUGAUGGUAACCUAUGUAGUGGGUAUGCUUGGGAUUGCUGGGUUGUUCUUGCCUGACUGGGAUUUUUUUGAUAGAGAUUACUCGCGGUGGUGCUACCCUAUUACUGAAGAAGAGAAGACAGCUCUUGCUCAAAGAUCUGGGUUCAGGAGUAGGAUUUCUCCUCUCAGAUGGAUAGUUUACGCCGCUGUUUAUGGGUAUGCUUUGUGUAAGUGGUGGAUAUACGUAUCAAAUUAACAUCUACAUUUAUAAAUACUUGCAACGCUUCUUUGUGAUUAGCUUUGCCUUCGUGCUUUUCUCUAUAAGGAAUUGUUUUUUCAGAUUCAAAUGUUGAAGUUAUUGAUCAUUCGUAUGGUUGCCGAUUUGUGAAGUGCAAAAUAUAAUUAUGAUCAAA